This is a messenger RNA of Lytechinus pictus (painted urchin), 3604 nucleotides long. RefSeq names its product putative gamma-glutamylcyclotransferase CG2811. The record is from RefSeq and is a predicted model, not a curated record. Gene Ontology annotation, cellular component: cytosol. Gene Ontology annotation, molecular function: gamma-glutamylaminecyclotransferase activity. NCBI's taxonomy places the organism in Eukaryota, Metazoa, Echinodermata, Echinoidea, Temnopleuroida, Toxopneustidae. The transcript has 3 exons. The coding region runs from base 30 to 584 and encodes 184 amino acids.
AAGCUUAAUAUUCCUCAUUUAAAAUUGAUAUGGCACAUCAAGUCUUUGUGUAUGGAACCCUCAAGAAAGGGCAGCCUAAUCAUCAUGUCCUAACACAGUGUGAGGGAGGAAAAUACACAUUUUGGGGUCAAGGAAGGACUGUUUCAAAAUGGCCAUUGGUCGUUGCAUCAGCUUACAAUAUCCCAUUCCUACUGGACAUUGAAGGAGAAGGUCAUAAUAUAGUUGGUGAGGUGUAUGAGGUAAAUGAUACUCUGUUUGCUGCCCUGGAUGACUUAGAAGGAUACCCUGGUUUCUAUGACAGGAGGCCAAUUAGUAUCAAAAUGGAGCAGAAGAUGGAAGGAGUGAAUUGUGCAGAUGUCAUCGAAUGCUGGCUCUACAUUAUCACUUGUUACAAGCCUUUUAUGAGAGAAUUGGAGACGUAUGAGAACUAUGACAGCAACGGUAGUCAUGGCAAGCAGUAUGUUAGCAGGUGUGAUAGGGAUGAGGGAUGGGCCGAUCUGAUAUUGCCUUCUCUCAUUACUCUCAAUGAUGAUCUAAAAGCAAGUGAAGAAACGAGUAGUAUGGAUGAUAUUCAUCCUGUAUGAGUACCUUUGAGACUACAGAUUAACAUGUAUGAAGUUCCUACCAGUGCUAGAGGAUGAGCAUCAAGAUGGAGAAUCGUUAACAGGAGCAGCAUGAAUUUGGUUGUGGAAGUCUUUAGAAAUGCCUUCUUAAAUUAACUUUGGAAUACCACAAUUCAAACUAGAAAUAGUUGAAAGUUUAUUUUACUUCAAAUCAAUACAAAUUCUCAGAAAUACUAUGAAUCAGUGUUUUUUAAUACUGUGCAUUGUGAAAUGAAAAGUCAGCUGUAAGUGCAAAGUGAUUUCAUGAAGUACCAGUAGUCAUUCAGAAAAAGUGUGGCAAUAUUCAUAUUUUUGUCUCGCCUGCAUAGCAGAGUGAGACUAUAGGCGCCGCUUUUCCGAAGGCGGCGGCGUCAACAUCAAAUCUUAACCGAAGGUUAAGUUUUUAAAAUGACAGCAUAACUUAAAAAGUUUAACUUAGUUCAUUAAAUUUUGUCAUAAGUUUAAUAAUCAAUUAUUACUGAACAUCCUGCCUGAGUUUCAAGUCACAUGACCAAGGUCAAAGGUGAUUUAAGGUCAAUGAACUUUGGCCAUUUUGGGGGUAUUUGUUGAAUUAACAUAAAUAAUUGUAUCGGUCUAGUUCAUAAAACUUGGACAUAAAGAGUAAUCAGGUAUCAAUGAACAUCCUGUGCGAGUUUCAGGUCACAUGACCAAGGUCAAAGGUCAUUAAGGUCAAUGAACUUUGGCCAUGUUUGAGGUAAUUAUUAAAUUGCUGUCAUAACUAACUUACCGGUAGUCAUAACUUUAACAGUUUAUGGAUAUAGUUUAUGAAUUGUUUAUGAAUUGUGGACAUAGUGGUAAUCACUGACAAGUCUUAGGUCACAUGAUCAAGGUCAAAUAUCAUUUAGGGUCAAUUGGCCCUAAAUGAUAUUUAACCUUGAUCAUUGAACGUAGUAUUGUAUCAUUAUAUGAAUGGUGUUUUUUGUGAAUAAUUAUUCUAUAGUAGUUUUGAAAGUCAGCACUGCUGUUAUAUUGCAUCGCGUAAUGCAGGUGAGACUGCCAGAUGCGCUUGGUCUCACACAACACACAGUUCAUAAUUUGCAAUGCAUCACAACUGUUUUGCAAGCAACAGUUGGCUUAAUGUUUAAAUUCAUGAUUUAGACAAAUAUUAUUCACAGCAUUAUAUUCUGCUCCCAGCCAUCUGUUUAAACCCCCAUUUUUCUCAAUUAUUUUAUAGAAUGUGUAUAAUGAUAUUAAUGUCAAUGAGAAUAUUCUCUGUACAGCUAUUGAUUAUGCCUUCUGCAUUAUUUUUCCUGUGGAUUUUACAUAAAUGCAAGUGCUCUAUCAAGUAUAAAUGAGUUACGCAGUAUUAACACCAUGAUCAUGUUUUGUUUUCUUGUUAUAAUUGAAGAUUGUUCAGGUCAUGGUCGUAUGGUAACAUUCCAAUUAAUGUAGUUCUAUUGAAAUGUCAGUUAAUGAAUCUUGAUAUCUGAAAUAUACCAUAUCCAUCCAUUUUUCGAUCUAAAAAAAAUAUUAAGUUGUUAAUGUGUAAUAUGGUACAUUCUAAUAUGAAAUUUUUGACAUAUAUUUUCUUCGUUUGCCUUAUGGAUGAUUUUUCUUUGCCUCGUUUUCCAAGGGUGAUUCCCAGACACCCAAACUGUAUUAUUUUGAAAGGGGGGGGGGGGGCUGGGUUGAAAGUAGGGGCUGAACAUGUAUAAAAUUACAAUUUUAUGUUCAUUUUCACAUUGUUGUUUUACACAUUUACUGGAAAAGAGUGGGGGCUGAAGUUCUGAUAUGGUCUAAUGAGAUGUUGAUUAAUGAAUCUUGAUCUGUGAAAUAUACAAUACUUAUCCAUUUGUAAAUAUUAUUGAGCAAAAAUAUUAGGUUAUUAAUCAGCGUAUGUCAUUUUGCCUUGUGGAUAAUUUUCCUGUCUUGUUAUCCAAGGGUAAUUCAAAAUCAUUCAAAAUGAAUGAUUUUUGUCUCGCCUGCAGAGCAGAGCGAGACUAGUCAUCAUAACUUUAAAAGUUUAUAGUUCAACAAACUUUGGCAGUGUUGGGGGGUAUUUGUUGAAUUGGCAUCAUAACUUAGAAAGUUUAUGGAUCUACACAUGUAGUUCAUGAAACAUAGACAUAAGGGUAAUGAUUGUUUGGCACAUGUCUGAGGUCACAUGAUCAUGGUCAAAGGUCAUGUUGGGUAAAUGGACAUAGUAUUUUAUUAUCAUAUGAGUGUUUUCUUUUGUGAAUAAUUAUUUAAUAGCUGUUUUUAAAGUCAGCACUGCUGGUAUAUCAACUCGCGUAAUGCAGGCGAGACUGCCAUAGGCGUUCCACUUGUUGAAAGUGGGGCUUAUAUGGCGUUUAUUUAGAUUUGAGUAUGUUUGCAGAAGACAGUCAUGAAAUUUUUGCGGGAGAAAAAAAAGGUGCAAUUGAAAAUUUGACAUUUUUAUCCUUAUGCUUUUGAUUCCAGGAUGGAUAUUGUGCAAUUUGAUAAUUUUCUGAAAUUAGUAAAGGCCUCAUUGUAUAUUAAUUUAGAACAGUUUUGAUAAUUAAAGCAAGUGUAAAUAGAUAUUUAAAUUAAAUAUCUAUUUACACAUGCUUUGAUUAUAGAAACUUCUUGCUUUGAUUAUUGAAACUCUUCUAAAUUAAUAUACAAAUUUAAUUUAGAAGUUGUAAAUCCAGAUCUAUACUCAUACAAUGUACAGGAGUCCAGGUGCGGAUCCAGAGUCUAAGAUUUAUGGGGUGCAAAUUCAUCAAAAUUUGCCUAGAAAAAAAAGGGGGCAUUCCAAAAUGAUGGAUAAUUCAUCUCCCAAAAAACUUGGCAAGUAAAAAAAAAAGAGAAAAGAAGAGAAAGAACAUGAAAAAAGGUGCAUGAUUAAGGCAUUUAAUGGUGUGCCCCAUUAUAUUUUCAAAUUUUACUGGAUGCACCCGCACCUUCCACCGUGGAAGUUCCACCAACCCCUGGAUCUGCGUCUAAGAGUGCCCAGAGCAGUGUGGUGAUAUGGUUUUAAAAUAAAGUUUGUAUGGUUGUGUUCUUAACAUUGAAAUGUA